AUGGAUUUCUAUGUUGGAGAUACAUCACAUAAUGAUGCUGAAAAUUCAUCAUCGUCUUCUUCAGAUAUUGAUGAUUAUAUUUCAGAUGAUAAUGAGUUUGUAGUGGAAACACAAGCAGUUCAUCAAGCAUUAGCUCGAAAUAAGAUGGUUUUGCAGCAAAUACAAGAUCAACAUCGAGUUUCUAGAGGUGGCUCUGUUCUAGGUCAUGUAGUAAUCAAUCGAGAUCGUGAAGCGGCUGAUCGUAAUUUAUUUCUGGAUUAUUUUUCAGAUAAUCCACGUUUCAAUGAUGUAAUGUUUCGUCGACGAUAUAGAAUGUCUCGAAAUUUAUUUCUUUGUAUUGUCGAUGCAAUAAAAGCGCAUGAUACGUACUUUGAACAACAAAGAGAUGCAGUAGGUAAAAUUGGAUUAUCUACUCUUCAAAAAAUCACAGCUGUGUUUCGAAUGUUAGCGUAUGGUUUGCCGGCGGACGCUACAGACGAAUAUGUGAAAAUUGGGGAGUCCACUGCAAUUGAAAGUCUAAAGAGAUUUUGUCGAGCCACCGUUGAGGUAUUUGGUGAGCAGUAUUUGAGAUCACCAACUGGCGAGGAUGUUGCAAGGCUUCUUUAUAUUGGUGAGCAACGUGGCUUUCCUGGCAUGUUAAGUAGUCUCGAUUGCAUGCAUUGGAAAUGGAAAAAUUGUCCUACUGCAUGGGCUGGCCAAUAUACAAGUCGUAGUGGAUCGCCAACAAUUAUUUUAGAAGCUGUAGCUGAUUAUGACCUUUGGAUAUGGCAUGCAUAUUUUGGAAUGCCUGGCUCUAAUAACGAUAUUAAUGUUUUGGAGUCAUCGCAUUUAUUUUCCGACCUUGCUAAAGGUAUUGCUCCUCCCGCUCAUUAUAUUAUUCAAGGAAACGUAUACAAUAUGGGUUAUUAUUUAGCUGAUGGUAUAUAUCCGAAAUGGUCAACUAUUGUGCAAACUAUUCGUGAACCACAAACAAGGAAGAAGAAGUAUUUUGCAAUGAAACAAGAAUCAUGUCGAAAAGAUGUUGAACGUGCUUUCGGAGUGUUACAGUCACGUUUUGCAAUAGUUGCAGGGCCAUCACGUUUUUGGAAAAAAGAAGUGUUGCAUGAUAUUUUAACUACAUGUAUUAUCAUGCAUAAUAUGAUAAUCGAGGAUGAACGUGACCUUAGUGCACCUAUUGAAGAUGGUAGAGAAUUUUCAGCUCCAACUGUUGAAAUGGUUGUCGAUGAAACUACUCGAUUUGAACAAUUUUUAGCUCGACACAAAAAAAUUAAGGAUAAAGAUGCUCAUUUUGCACUUCGUAAUGCAUUAAUAGAGCAUUUGUGGGAGCAAUAUACAAAUUCAAAUGAUCAUAUCAAUUAG
Manihot esculenta (cassava) is the source of this 1359-nucleotide messenger RNA. Its product is annotated as protein ALP1-like. Bases 1 to 1359 code for a protein of 452 amino acids. NCBI's taxonomy places the organism in Eukaryota, Viridiplantae, Streptophyta, Magnoliopsida, Malpighiales, Euphorbiaceae. The transcript has a single exon. The record is from RefSeq and is a predicted model, not a curated record.